Messenger RNA from Chilo suppressalis (striped riceborer), 11766 nucleotides. The record is from the annotation of a GenBank genome assembly. Lineage: Eukaryota; Metazoa; Arthropoda; Insecta; Lepidoptera; Crambidae.
CACGCUUGUCGAAUACACAAUUUCUAUAGUUGAAUAGGCUAUUUAUUGCGGAAGUAAUGGCUUCCUAAAAUUUAAUUGCAGACAUACAUUAUUUAAGUAAUUAAUAAUAUAAACAAACAACAUCUGUUACAUAAAUAAAAGUUCAUGAAUUAGGCCAAGUGUAUAUUGUGAUUAUUUGUAAAAAUCCGGCUUUUCCCCUUUUUCUAUGCUACGCCGCGUCUUGUGAAUUGGAUAAAAAGAAUUUGAUAUUAAAAAUUUGGAAUGUAUUUGAAUUUAUGGGCAUUGGUAUUUUGCAAAAUUUCGAAUGCGAUAUCAGAAUAAUAGAAAAAUUAUGCUUUCAAUGAAUUGUAAAAAUGCCAAUGACAAUGAAUACUUGCUGUAGAUACAGAACAUCAGUCUGAGCGAAUUUGAUAAAGGUUGAAUUGCUUCGUCUAUCAUGAGUAAUGUUCGAAGUAGUCACUCGCUGCUGAACGAAAUGAAGGAAUUGGAAGAGGACGACGGGUCCGAUGGCUCAAUUGACAGUGAGGACGAUGACGAGACCAUCGCAAGAAUACAACGAGCGCAUUUUGCUCAAGCAGCUGCAAUGAACUCUCGGCGGCGUUCAGUCGCUCGUCCUAGACCUAUGAGCCAUAAAAGAAAAAUGGAAGCUGUAAAAAAUUUUCAUGAUUUCACAAAAAAACUGAAGAAAGACACCGGUAUUGCUAUUCGCAGUUUAGUAGGAAACAAUAUUUUAGAGUUAAGUGAUUUCUCAAGUGAGGAUAGUAAGUCUGAAAGUGAUGGGUUGUCUGAAGAGGAGUUUGUCGUGAAUCCUAGUGCUGUACAGGAAUUGGAAGAGGAGAAUGAAAGUUACAUUGACCCCUUUACUGGUGAUCUUGUUCAAACCAGUGCAAAAUCACAACAUGCUCUCCCUCCACAACUGCCAGAAGUUCCAGCAAUACCUGAAACUAGUGUCGAAGCUACUAAACACAUUGAAGCUGAGACAAAUAUUGACCCUGAAUCUACUGAAACUCCUAAGACAUUGUCCAUAAGUGAUAUCAUUAAUGAAGGUGAUUUGGAUCUAACAAAGAAUGUUGAAAUAGCAGAGGUGGAUGAAGCCGAGUUAUGUCCUGAUAAAACUGCAGAGGAACUUUUAGAUAUUAAACAGGAGGAAUGCAGUCAAGAUUUUGACAUUACAGAGAAGCUUAAAGAAAUGGGAGAAAUUAGUGUUAAACCUAUCAAAAAGGAAGAGGAUGGGGACACAACACAAAAAGAAGGUGAAAAUGAAGAAAAGAAAGAUGAUCCUGAUGAUGAGAAAAAGUCACUAAACCCAAAUGCAUUGAAUGUUCGCCGCAAUAUAAGAGAAGUAAUGGAUGAAAAGAAUUUAGAUGCAUCCACUUUGGCAGCUCAGCGACAAGAGUCAGAGCGUCUAGCAAGAGUUCAAGAACAACAAAGGAUUAUAAGAGAGGUACAAAGACAAAUAGCUAUAAACAGACAAAAUAAAAUACACCAAAAAACAUUAUCUCUACUACAAGGAGGCUCAUCAAUAUUAAAGAAAUCUGGACCUGGUCAGAAGUUGAAUUUGCCAAAUACAGUUUUAGUAAAACUACCAUCUGGUGAAGUAAAGAAGACCACAGUGAAACAAGGUCAAGUAGAAGUCACUAAAAUUGUCAAACCUACGACAUCAGGUGCUGCUUUACAGAAGCAUGGAAAACUCAAUCAGAAGAGUGAAAGGAAAGAGGUUGUUGAAAUAGUUGAUAGCAGCAGUGGUGAAGAGUCAUCGUCUUCUUCAUCCGAUUCUGAUGACUGUAUUAUGCUGUCAGAUUCUGAACUUCCACCCAGUCCUGAAGCAGAUGAAGAUCCUAAUAAUUCCGGUCUCCAUGUCAAUGAUAGUUAUAACAUUCCGGAUGAACAAGGCCGUGUGUUGAUUAAUAUUGGUCAUACUGAAAAUGAAGAAGAUAUUUUUGUUGCACCACAAAUUGCCAGAAUUAUUAAACCACAUCAAAUUGGUGGAGUGCGGUUUUUAUUUGAUAAUAUUAUUGAAUCAGUUGAAAGAUUUUCGUCUUCAACCGGUUUUGGUUGUAUAUUAGCACAUUCUAUGGGAUUGGGGAAGACUUUACAAAUUGUGUGCUUCUGUGAUAUUUUUUUACGACAUACAAACUCCAAAACAGUAUUAUGUAUUAUGCCUAUAAAUACAUUACAAAAUUGGGUAGCAGAAUUUAAUAUGUGGCUGCCUUUAGAUGCCACAAACAGUCCUUUAUCAGCUCAUGGUGAAGUAAGACCCAGAAAUUUUCCCAUAUAUGUACUCAAUGACAGUCACAAAACGCUGCAAAUGCGAGCAAAGGUUGUGAAGGAUUGGACCACCACUGGUGGUGUACUAAUGAUAGGUUAUGAGUUAUAUCGGUUACUAAGUAUGAAAAAAGAUAAAAAACCUCGUAAGAAAAAGAAAGCGGAUUUGAAAGCAGAAGCUGAUAAAGAGAAGGAGGAAAAGAAGAACGAUAAACUUGACGGUCUCAAUGAAGACACACAGAAUUCAGAUAUUACAAACCAAUCGAAGGGCUUGGAAGAUUCGAGGGAAGAUGGCGACAGCAAGCUCGAUGGCGAUACUAAAGACGAUAUUAAGAAAGACGAGAAGAAAGAAGACACUCCCUCUGAUGAAGAUAAGAAACUCUUGGAUGAGAUGUAUGAAGCUUUAGUGAAACCAGGGCCUGACCUUGUUAUUUGUGAUGAAGGUCACAGAAUUAAGAAUUCACACUCCAACAUAUCAUAUGCCUUAAAGCAAAUGAGAACUAAACGUAGGGUUGUACUUACCGGGUAUCCGUUACAAAAUAAUUUGCUUGAAUACUGGUGCAUGGUAGAUUUCGUGCGACCAAACUAUCUCGGUAGCAAGACAGAAUUCUGUAAUAUGUUUGAACGGCCCAUUCAAAACGGCCAAUGUAUAGAUUCUACACCGCAAGAUAUACGUCUUAUGCGCUAUAGAGCUCACGUUCUACAUUCGCUACUCGUUGGUUUUGUGCAGAGACGUUCUCACGCAGUGUUACAGUCUACGUUACCGCAAAAGGAAGAGUACGUGCUGUUAGUGCGUAUGACGCCAUUACAAAGAAAGUUAUACGAUAGAUUUAUGAAUGAAGUAGUUCGUUCUACUUCAGUACCAAAUCCUUUAAAGGCAUUUGCUAUUUGUUGUAAGAUUUGGAAUCACCCUGAUGUAUUGUACAACUUUCUGAAGAAGCGAAGUGAAGUUAAUGCAGCUAUUGAAGAGGAUUUAGAUUUGGAGGAAAUAGGUGGAGUCACCAAAGCUGGAAGGGCAAAAGCUAGUAAGGCCAAGCCUGGGAGGCCAGCUAAACCAAGGGGUGCAUCGAAAAAGCCUGCAGCUACCAUACAGCCAAAUACAACGGGUGCUACCGCGAAUAGACCUGAUCCGAAUGCUUUUAAUAAUAGCCAAUAUCCUCCAAAUGGACCGUAUAACCAACCACCUAACACAUAUCGACCCGAUCAACCUGGCGGAUCGUUUCCUCCAUAUCCAAAUUACCAAAAUCCUGGCCCUGGAUAUUACCCACCGAAUCAAGGCUACAACCAAAACUAUGACAAUAAUUACUAUCAACAACAACCACCCUAUGGCAAUAACUACUCAAAUCAAUAUCCUCCAAAUAAUCCAGAACAGGGAUAUAACCAGAACUAUUGGGGUAGCGGCAAUUACUACGGAAACUCUGGGUAUUAUAAUAAUCCGCAAUAUCCCAACAAUCAAACUCCACAAGAUUACAGAGGCAAUCCCCCCUCUGAUUUUAAUAAUCCUCAGCAGUUUCCACCUAACUAUAAUCCCCCACCGCAACAACAUAAUCCAGCGUAUUCUGGUACUCCAAUGGAACCUUACCAAAACAAUCAAGAAGGAUAUGCAAAUCAACAGAGGCCACCUUAUCAAGGGUAUAGUCAACCUGGAUAUCCUGACUACAAUUCAAAUGCACCGCCGGGGCCAUCUUCCCAAGAAUUUCCUAAUCAACCUUAUCCUCCUAAUUAUUCCGCAAAUGCGACUUAUGGCCCUAAUGGUGCGCCGUAUAAUCAAUACGAAAAUCAGCCACCAAAUUAUUCGAACAACAUGCCAGGCUAUCAAAAUAAUAUGCCACCAAAUCAACAUGGUAACAAUAUUGCCGAUCAACCUAUUAAGAAUGAACCGAACACGCAAGCUUACCACAAUAAUGAGGCUAAACCAGAAUCUAGUGUGGGUAUGCCUCAAAAUACAGCAAUAGACUCUUAUUCCAAUUCAGGUUAUGGCUAUCAAGGAAAUUCUACAGCCCCAGGGUUCACGCCUGGUUCGAAUGAGAAUGCUAACGGUACUUUUCCAACUCAAUAUACUAAUUUCCCAUCACAUUUGGAGACAAAGCCACCUCUGGGAAGCGCAAGCUCAGGUAGUCCAGUGACUUCGUGGCCAAUUACAGAAUUAAAAACUGAUAUCGAUAGACUCAAAGCUGAGGAAAAACUUGAGAUGAAGUCGGAAUCAGACGGCGAAGUGAAAAUAGAAGAUUUAGAUACAAAAAAAAUUGUUAAAGAUGAGGUUAAAACCCCAACAAAGCCAGAAAUUCUUGCAUCGAAUGAUACAACGCCUAAGAAAAAGAAAGAUUCAAAAUUAGAAGUAUCUAAAAGCAUUGGUUCUGAUUCUGAAGAAGAAACUCCUAAGAAAGGAAAGCAGAAAAGUAAAGGCAAAGACAAUAAAAAGACAGAUAAAUCCAAACCUAAAAGUCGAACGAAAGCUAAGGGAAGGAAAGACAGAAAAACCUCAAAAGAAAAAAAUAAUGGUGAUUCUGAUUCUGAGGAAAGUGAAAAAGAAGAAAAGAUGAACAGAGAAGAAGAACUAGCUAUGGUGAAGAAAGCAGAAGAAGUAACUUAUGACUGGGCCGCGGAGUUGUUGAAAGACUAUAUACCAGGCUUAAUAGAGAAUUCAGCUAAGAUGGAGUUAUUCUUCUACAUAUUAAAUGAGAGUAUAAAGAUGGGAGACCGCCUAUUGCUUUUCAGUCAGAGUUUAUUUACUUUGAACUUAAUUGAGGAUUUCUUAGAUAGAAAUUACAUUCCUGGCACAAACUGUAGAUGGGAAAGAAACACAAACUACUAUCGUCUUGAUGGUUCUACACAUGCGUUGGAACGUGAGAAAUUAAUCAAUGAGUUUAACGCCAAUCCGCACGUUUAUCUUUUCUUGGUUUCCACCAGGGCUGGAUCUUUGGGUAUCAAUCUCGUGGGUGCCAAUAGAGUAAUCGUUUUCGACGCCAGUUGGAACCCUUGCCACGAUACGCAAGCCGUAUGCAGAGUCUACAGGUAUGGUCAAAAGAAGCCCUGUUUCGUUUAUCGUUUCGUAAUGGAUUGGUGUCUCGAAAAGAAGAUCUACGACCGUCAGAUCAACAAACAGGGCAUGGCUGAUCGUGUGGUCGACGAAUGCAAUCCGGAUGCUGUUCUUUCCAUGAAAGAAAUCACCAACCUUUGUUUUGACAAUGAUGAAAAAGAAUCAGAACCAAAAGAUUUGACUGAGUACAAAGAUAAAUACCUUGAUAUCCUGAUGCAAGGUAUUAUUACGCAACAUUGGAAAUCAUUGAGCAAGGAACCCUUCCAACACGAAUCCUUAUUGGUGGACAGGAAAGAGAAGAAAUUGUCUAGUGCAGAAAAACGACUUGCACAGAGAGGGUAUGAGCUCGAAAAGAAGGCAGCGCUUGCACCCAAGCCGACGACCGCGUACCGUACCGUGCGCACUGCGGACGGGAGCCUAGUGCAGAGGCCCGUCGCUUCUGUGCGGCCGAUGCAGCACGGUGCACGCUGGAUCCCCGCCGACGUGUGGCGGCGGCAAGGCAUGUCCGCGCAGGAGAUGACGCUGCCCCUCGAUGUCGUUAUUCCAACAAACUCUGCGGAGAAAACCAACAUCGUGUUAAAGGCUGGCCAACGCGUUAUGGUGUUGAAAUCCCCGAAAGGAAUCUACAUGCAGCUGGAGUCAGGAAAAAUCAUUGCUAUAAAAACCUCGUUCAAAGGAUUAGGCCAGAAACCUGGCGACAAUAAGGACAGCCCCAUAGGAAAGAAAGUUCUAGGCGGCCGGCCGUCUGCAUCUAAUAUUCCGGGUUCUCUAAAGAAUAACUCUGCUAUUACAAUCACUUCUAAAACAGGGCAAAGACCAACAGCAUAUCAGAGAGUUCUCUCACGGCCUCCCAUGAUGAACAAAAUGAGGCCAGUAAUGCCUGGUCAGAAGAUUGCAGACAUUAGAAGUAGAUUGAAUGAGUUGAGAUCGUAUUCAGGCAUGCGGCCUAGAUCACCGAUUCCUCCAGGCAGAUUAAUGAGACCCAACCUUCCGGGAUCAGUCAGUAUAACCAAAAUAACUAAAGACACUAAGAAGUCGGAUAAUGAGAACAGUGAUAACAGCACGGCUAAUAGAAUGGAAGUCGAUUCCGAGGACGACACACAAGUAUUGGACAGUGAUGAUGACGAAACUAGAAUUAGCAAGCAAGAUAACUCGCUGUCCCCAAGUAGUAGAUCGCAAGACGAUGGAAACAUCGAAAGUCGCGAGCAAUCGUCGUCUUCCACGAGCCAGGAACAAAAUAAAGAGCAAAAGUCUAACACACCGUCAGAACCACUCGUUUUGACUACCGAUGAGACAUUACCUUCAGAGGAAGCCUUAGAGAAUAAGACCAAUCAGGAGUUAUCGUCUGAAAUAAAGAUAUUGCAGCAAAAAGCGAAAAGAACAAAAAAUGUACGACAAAGCCAAAAGCAGAAUGCCCCUAAUGUAAAAGCGCAGUCUUUACCAAUGGAGAGGCUGAUGCCUAAAGUUGAACCACAGCCGAUGCAAAAGGAGCAGCAAACGCCGUUUAUGGACCACAAAUUGGCCCAAAUAGAACAACAAAUGCCCCAAAUGGAACAGCAGAUGCCCCAACCGGAACAUGACAUUCACGUGAAUGAACCAGUCGAAAGAAAAAUUAAUUUGCUAAAGAAUUAUCGACACCAGCGGCAAGGGAAUCGGCCCCCGACUGAAUCUAGCUUAUUACAGCUAGAAAGAACGGCCAGUGUUUUAAACAAAGAGGGUUUGCCCGAUUUCCGUAGAAACUUGGAUGACAUAACGCAAUCGUAUUCCCCAACUAAUGAGGAAAAGCCCGCAACCAAAUCGAGGAAGAAAAAGAAUCCUACGAAAGUGGAGGUCGCAGAAUCUCAAAGUAGUGAAAGACAGCCUGCCAGUAUGGGCAUGUCUCACAGUGUGUCUAGUCUACUGGGAUCUACCACGAAUAACGUACAAAGGGCGAGGAAGGGUGAGCAAAAUAUGGCCCCGGUUGCGCCUAUGGAAAAUCCGGUGGUCGGAACGCAAAGAUUGACGAGUCGACCUCCUAUGGGAAUACCUCCUGAAGGUGUGAUUGGUGGAACGCCUUAUCCACAAGGAGUUCCAACAAAACCUCAAGGGGUUCCACACCCUAUGCCGGGCAUGUUCCAUGGGGAUUUGGAUAAAAGUGGUCCUCCUGCAAUGCCUCAUCCACAAGGCGCUUUGCCUCCUGGUCAACAAUUCCCUGCUCCUAAUCCACCUCCGGAAGGACCUUAUGGUCAGUAUCCAGGUUACGGGAUGGGAUAUGGGGCGUAUCCGAAUCCCGCAUAUUAUGGGGGUUACGGACCCGGGUAUUAUCCUUACGGGCCGUCCGCCGCAUCUCCGUACGCCGCACCCGCGCCCGCGCCCGCUGCCGCUCCUGCCCCCGCCCCCGCUCAUGCCCCAAAUCCAGAGGGCUAUUUACCACCCAACCCUCAGUGGUAAACUCUCGUGGAACACUCAAACAUUAGUGUAAUAUCGAUGGCGUACAUAGCAUAUUCGAUUAGCGGUAAAUACUCGAGUGAAUGUUCCUUUGAAGUGCGCAACCGAAGUGAAUAGCAUUAGCUUGUUAUGUUCGCGUAGUAUGGCUUUAAUUUGCGUGACGACGGGUACGAAAGCUGGUUGUCUUGUUUUUUCUUCUCCGAAUGUACCUUUGUACCAAUACUCCUUUGUUCGUGUUGAUACGUAAUGCAGAUCAGCUAUUAAAAGUGACGAAUUGAAAUGUUUGUAUAUCCUAAAUAAAUGUUUGAAAUGUGUAAUAAAUGCGUAUAAAUGAAGAUUUGUCUAUGUUAACUCUUUUAUACUUAGCCCGUUUGUUACUCGUCAGAAAUGUAGGUCACUGAAGUUUUUAUAUUAAUUAAUAUGCAUUUCCCAAAUUAAUGAUAACUUUUCCGAUAUAUCGGAACUGAAACAUAAUUUCGCUCAGUUUAAUGGUUAUAAAGAACGUUUGUAAUUCUUGUGAUAGGAAUAUUCAUGGAAAUCAAUUAAUUUAUUACAAGUAAAUGUCCUGACUUCCACAUUUAGAAAUCCAAAUAAAUUAAACAUAACUUCACAACUGUAAAUGAUAUUAUGUGUAAAGAAGUCGUCCCAAUACUAUCGCUAUGGGUUGAUCAUUGGAUGUGAUACAUUGCAAAUUUAGUUUUAAGUCGAAUAUAGCUUGUAUGGAGUAUUUAUCAAAAUAAUAUUAGAUUAGAUAGGAGCCCAUAGGUAUUUUAGACUGUAGUUCUCAUGUAACCAUUUGACAGACCAGUGAUAUGUGUUGAUUUACAUGGUAGGCAUGUUUGCGAGUACUGAAUGUAUAGAUUUAUUUAUCUAUGAUUUUUAAUACUAAUUAUUGAAAAUGAUCUGAGUGUGAACAUGUUUUGUAUAAUACCAACUUUUGAUCGCCUAAUUUGGUGUGUUGUCAGAUUGAAUAAUUUUAGCAGGCGUUUUCGUAGACAAGGGUGACGUGAACAUGAUAUGUUAUUUUAGAUUAUAUACAUACAUAGUAUGAUUCAGAACUUUAAAGCUUUUAAAUUUUAAGCAUAAGGAAAAGGUAGUUCUAAAUGAAAUCAUACUUAAGUAGUCUCUAUUUACAAACUUAAAACGUAAAAUAUUUACCGUUUUUCUUGUCUAUGACAACGUGUGCUAAGCCGGGUUAGCUGAGCAUUUUAUGCUUUUAUUUUAGUCAAGACCAUGGUUGUAUGCGGGACAUAGUCCUAUAACUCCCUAUUUAUCCUAUCCGAGUUUAUGAAAACAUUUAAUGUGAAAUUUAUUAAAAUAUAGGUCAAAUUUUAGAUUUUACAUAAAAUUGAUCUUCUAACUUAUUUGCUUAGCAGUAUUAUUUUUUGCUAAUGUUUACGACAUUUGGAGGAAAAGCAUAUGAAGUUGAUCAAAUUUACAAAAAAAAAAAACAAAAUGGCAUCAGAUUUUUUUUUCAAAGACACGGUAAUAUAUCGACCCUUGCAAAGAAAACAUUGUAACUCAGUUUUAAUAACUUUGCAAGAUGCAUGAGUAUGAAAAAGACAAUAAAUCUUGUCGAAUUCGUUUGAGUGGAUUUUUCUAGUAAUAAUUUUCUUUAGAUUUACAGAUACUUAAAUUAGAGAAAAAAAUCUAAGGAAAAGAUUGUUUUUCGUUUUACAAAAUUGUUAUAAAUAUACGCGCGUAUUUUAUGGUACGGCAUUUAGAUGCGGUAAUAAAUACAAAUAGCAAGCAUUUUUUGCCAAGUAAGAAUACGUGUACCAUAAACUGAGUUAAGAUGUUUUCUGUUGCAGAUGUCGAAAUGAUUUCAUUAAAUGUAGUAACAUUAACUAUACCAGAGUUGUGUUUUAUAGACAUUUACUCAAAUAAGAAUCGACAAAAUAUGGAUCAGAUUAAAAUAAUUAUUUUGAUUUACUGUAUAAGAUAGCUAUCACAUUGACGACCAUUUUGUAUAUUUUUCAUUGUUAUCAUUUUCAUAUGGGAAAUUGAAUAAUUAUAUAUCGUAUAAUUUGCCUAUAUUAAUUUUUGCUUUAAUGAAUUUGUGCAGACAGUAUCAAAACAAGUAGGUACAUAAUUAUUUUAUGUAAGUUAUAUCCACUGGUUAAUUCACGGAUAUUUUCAUUAAAAAUACACAAACGGUAGUAAUUAAAUACUAUAGUUGAGAUUUUCCUCACCACAGCUUCUUAAUGGGCUUAAUACGUUCGGGAUCCUUUAAUUUAAUAUACCACUACCUUUUCAAAAAUCGAUGCAAUCAAACUGUUUAAUUUCUCAAACUGAUUCAACCUUUUAAAAUUAAUUUCAAAAUUUUGACAUCAGUAGUUUUAAGCAGGAGAGGCUCAUUUACAAAAUAUUCAUGAUAUAUAACUACACGGAAUUAAGGGCUAAAGUAGGUAAAUCUCCCGGCAAACUUCUUGAGCAACGACCAUAGACAUCGAAGCCUGCGCAGUAGCAAUUUCACAUACAAAAACUUCUUCUGCGUAAGUUUAUAUGUCUAUGGUUUUACUCAAGAAGUUUGCCGCUACCUAUACUGAUACAAAUAAACUAAAAGUAACCCUUAAUAAUACUAGUGAUGUAUUAAAAUCAGGAUUUCUAUGAACUUUAAACCGAUACAGUACCCUUAGCACGAACCAAUAUCGAAUUCGAAUAGUUUGCGAGUGCGAAAUUUUAAUGUCAAAUUUUGUAUGGAAACUUUAACAGUAGCGCCACAGCGGAUGAAGUGAGGACUAAAAGUCAGUACACAUUUGACUUAUAAAAUAGAUCGAAUUCAACUAUUCGAAUGUGAUUUUGGUUCGUGGUAGGGCCACAGAAGUCCGUCUAAUUAAUAAUGCUAUGCCGCCUCUUGACAUGGCUAUUCGUAUUUGGUAUGUCAUUUUGUCAGCUCGUUGUCCUUAUCAUAUUUUAGAGGUGAAAAGAACAAUCUCGUUGUCACGUUUACAAAGCAAAUACGAAUAACCCUUUGAAGUGCCGGCAUUAAAGUGAGAUAUUCGCCAUACGAAUCGUAGUAUGCUGUGCAUCUGCAUAAAUUUUCUGCGGUAGUCAAUAGUUUAAGGUGUCUUUAUCUUUUGAUAUUUAUUUAGAUGUUAAAAAGAUACAACUUCUUUUUAUAUUAUUUUUAUUACCCGCUUUUUAUACUUAAUGUUUAAGUUGACAGUACUUUGAUUUGUGUGUUCCCCUUCCUAUUAAUAAUAUAAAUUAAUGGGAAUGUUUAUCCGCGUUUGAAAAGUAUGAGUUGAAAAAAGCUCUUUAUUAAAUAAAUUAUUGAAAAAUGUGUGACUCUGGAAGUAACUUUUGAGAUUGUCUGUACAAAUCUUUUCAUUCUUUAUUAUUUGAUGGUUUCUUGUGAUAUUUUUUUUCACUUUAUAUCAUAAAAUACAAGAAUCUGUAUUUUUUAUUAUAUUUAUUCUAAAAAUACCUAUUCAUUGUGACAACUACCAAUCUCUGUGAGUUUGGUUAAAGUACUUAUAAAUUAAUUUGUAAAAAUAAACGGUAUCCAAAGUAUACCUUGCCACACUAGACAAAAAAUUGAAAUAUGAACUGUCUUUGAAAUAAUUAACUUUUUUUAUUAAGGUUCGCAUAAUAUGUUGUCAUGUGUACAAAAUAUUUCGGCAUUGCUGUUCGAAGUGAUAAAUUGAAUAUUGCAUUUUAAAAUUGCCGGAUAGUAAGUACCUACUAUACCGGCGAUAUACAAUAAAGAAGUAAAUUAAUGGUAAUAUUUGUGAUUUUAAUACGAUUCCACUCAUUCAAAUUAUACAGAAUCCGAAUAAUUAGUAAUCUUUCGAAUUUAUAGCUAUCAAAAUAAAAAUGUUGUUACCAAUCAGUGUAGCUACUUGACCUUGGGUCGAUGAUAGAGAAAGAAAUUUUUACUCAACAGGUAUAAAACAGGCCAUUGUGAAAACUUGAUCAAUUGAGAUGAUUCGAGACGCAUGACGCCAAAGUUAUGUACAGUCGGCAUUAGAAUUAUUAUAAGUAAUAAAUUAUUUUGAAACAUACGCAAUUACUAUAUCUAAUAUAUAAAA